Messenger RNA from Lycium barbarum (goji berry), 720 nucleotides. RefSeq lists its product as uncharacterized. The record is from RefSeq and is a predicted model, not a curated record. NCBI's taxonomy places the organism in Eukaryota, Viridiplantae, Streptophyta, Magnoliopsida, Solanales, Solanaceae. The coding region runs from base 1 to 720 and encodes 239 amino acids. Gene Ontology annotation, molecular function: nucleic acid binding; zinc ion binding. The transcript has 2 exons.
AUGGCAAAGGCAUACACGCAGGAUGAUUUUGAUGAGUUGAUGGGAAAGGUUCAAAAGGUAGAUAUGCGCGUGGCAGAGUAUUUGGAAUCGGCUGGUAGAGACAAGUGGGCUAGAUUGUAUGCAUUUGUUAACCGAGGGUGGACAAUGACUUCUAACAUAGCAGAGUGCAUUAACCGACAUCUUCUAGCAGCUAGAGAACUGCCUACUUAUGACUUUCUCGAAGAAGUUAGAAGGAUGUUUGGGAGAUGGAAUUACAAUAAUCGGAAAAAUGGAACAUACACGUUCACUACACUCGAACCGUCAACCGAAUUCGUGUACACAGUACAUGAUGGAGGACGGCGAUUCAUUCUUAAUUUGAAUAGCAAAACUUGCAGUUGUCGUAUGUUUCAACUAGAUGAAAAUGCAUGGGCUGUCAUUAAAAAUAAAAAUCUGGUUGCUGAGGAUUAUUGCUCAGAUUUGUUCAAACUGGAGACCGUGUUGAAGACAUAUGAUGUACCUGUGGAUCCUAUACCCGACGAGCGUGAAUGGAACAUUCCCAAAAACAUCUUGGAGGAUGUGGUUUUGCCACCAAGAUACAAGAGACCGCCUGGUAGGCCAAAGAAGAGACGUGAUAAGCCUUUAAGUGAAUUGUUGUUUGGAAAGAGCAGACAUGCUUGCAGUACUUGUGGACAACUUGGGCACAACAGACGUUCAUGUAGUUUUGAGCCUCUGAGGAAGUAA